This is a messenger RNA of Mya arenaria, 1215 nucleotides long. RefSeq lists its product as uncharacterized. The record is from RefSeq and is a predicted model, not a curated record. The transcript has 2 exons. Lineage: Eukaryota; Metazoa; Mollusca; Bivalvia; Myida; Myidae. The coding region runs from base 1 to 1215 and encodes 404 amino acids.
AUGGCCGAGUGGUCUAAGGCCUCAGACUCAAGUGUCGCACCUACCAUUGCUUUGAGCAGCGUUGGCAGUGUCGCACCUACCAUUGCUUUGAGCAGCGUUGGCAGUGUCGCACCUACCAUUGCUUUGAGCAGCGUUGGCAGUGUCGCACCUACCAUUGCUUUGAGCAGCGUUGGCAGUGUCGCACCUACCAUUGCUUUGAGCGGCGUUGGCAGUGUCGCACCUACCAUUGCUUUAAGCAGCGCUGGCAGUAUCGCGCCUACCAUUGCUUUGAGCCGCGUUGGCAGUAUCGCACCUACCAUUGCUUUGAGCGGCGUUGGCAGUAUCGCGUCUACCAUUGCUUUGAGCCGCGUUGGCAGUGUCGCACCUACCAUUGCUUUGAGCGGCGUUGGCAGUAUCGCGCCUACCAUUACUUUGAGCCGCGUUGGCAGUGUCGCACCUACCAUUGCUUUGAGCGGCGUUGGCAGUAUCGCGCCUACCACUGCUUUGAGCCGCGUUGGCAGUGUCGCACCUACCAUUGCUUUGAGCGGCGUUGGCAGUAUCGCGCCUACCAUUGCUUUGAGCCGCGUUGGCAGUGUCACACCUACCAUUGCUUUGAGCCGCGUUGGCAGUGUCGCACUUACAAUUGCUUUGAGCGGCGUUGGCAGUGUCGCACCUACCAUUGCUUUGAGCGGCGUUGGCAGUGUCACACCUACCAUUGCUUUGAGCCGCGUUGGCAGUAUCGCACCUACCACUGCUUUGAGCCGCGUUGGCAGUGUCACAUCUUCCAUUGCUUUGAGCCGCGUUGGCAGUGUCGCACCUACAAUUGCUUUGAGCAGCGUUGCCAGUAUCGCGCCUACCAUUGCUAUGAGCCGCGUUGGCAGUAUUGUACCUUACAUUUCUAUGAGCCGCGUUGACAGUGUAACACCUACCAUUGCUUUGAGCAGCGUUGGCAGUGUCGCACCUACCACUGCUUUGAGCCGCGUUGGAAGUGUCGCACCUACCAUUGCUUUGAGCUGCGUUGGCAGUGUCGCACCUACCAUUGCUUUAAGCAGCGCUGGCAGUAUCGCGCCUACAAAUGCUAUGAGCCGCGAUGGCAGUAUUGCACCUACCAUUGCUUUGAGCCGCGUUGGCAGUGUCGCACCUACCAUUGCUAUGAGCCACGUUGGUGGUAUCGGGCCUACCAUUGCUAUGAGCCGCGCGGGCCGUGUUAAUGAGCCACGUUGGCCGUGUAAAUGA